This is a messenger RNA of Toxorhynchites rutilus septentrionalis, 629 nucleotides long. RefSeq names its product 60S ribosomal protein L21 (gene RpL21). Gene Ontology annotation, biological process: translation. Gene Ontology annotation, molecular function: structural constituent of ribosome. Lineage: Eukaryota; Metazoa; Arthropoda; Insecta; Diptera; Culicidae. Gene Ontology annotation, cellular component: ribosome; cytosolic large ribosomal subunit. The transcript has 3 exons. Bases 92 to 577 code for a protein of 161 amino acids. The record is from RefSeq and is a predicted model, not a curated record.
UGACAUUUGAAAUCCCUCGACACAACCUUUUCUUUAGCAUACGUGAAGUUGACACAUCGGGUCUACUUACAUAACGCUAUAAUCCAGCAAAAUGACUAACACCAAGGGUUAUCGUCGUGGUACCAGGGACAUGUUCUCGCGUCCCUUUAGAAAGCACGGUACCAUCCCAUUGUCAACCUAUCUGAAGGUUUACAAAGCCGGUGACUAUGUUGAUAUCAAGGGUCACGGUGCUGUCCACAAGGGAAUGCCCUACAAGGCGUACCACGGUAAAACUGGCCGUGUGUACAACGUCACCAAGCACGCACUCGGCGUUAUCGUGAACAAACGCGUCCGUGGAAAGAUCCUAGCCAAGCGCAUCAAUGUUCGCAUUGAACACGUCAAGCCAUCCCGUUGCCGCGAGGAUUUCCUGCGUCGCGUGAAGAAGAACGAUACCGAACGUCACGAAUUGAAGGUGAAGAACCCGAAGGCUUUGAUCUGCCUGAAGCGCAAACCCGUUCCACCCCGAGGCGAACAGGUUAUUGUGAAUCCACCCGAGCCCGUCUUUUUGGCUCCAAUCCCGUACGAGUUCAUCGCAUAAGCAGUUGUAUAGAUGGGAAAUACGUUUAAUACAAAUUAAUUUAAAAUUAAAA